AGUGGUUCUCCUGGCAGGUUCUACACUCAGAGAUGCCGACUGGCUGAGGCCACUGUGGGGAGGCCCCAAGCAGGGGUGCCCUCUAGCUCCCUGUGGGUGCCUCUGAGGAGCCAGCCUGGCAGACCCCUUGCCUCGGUACUUGUUCUCCAAGGAUGGACGGGGCCCCAGUAUGGGCUGGAUCUGGAAACAGCAUGUACACACCCCUUCCCCAGAGUGGCUCUCCAUUCCCGGGCUUGGUGCGCUCUCCUGGCCUGCACAUCUGGCGGGUGGAGAAGCUGAAGCCAGUGCCAGUAGCUCGCGAGAACCAGGGCAUCUUCUUCUCGGGGGACUCCUACCUUGUUCUGUACAAUGGCCUGGAAGAGUUCUCCCACCUGCACAUGUGGAUAGGCCAGCAGUCAUCCCGAGAUGAGCAGGGAGCCUGUGCUAUGCUUGCCGUGCAACUCAACACCCUGCUUGGGGAUCGGCCUGUGCAGCAUCGAGAGGUGCAGGGCAAUGAGUCCGACCUCUUCAUGAGCUACUUCCCACAUGGCGUCAAGUACCAGGAAGGCGGAGUGGAGUCGGCAUUUCACAAGACCUCCCCAGGGACCACCCCAGCUCCCAUCAAGAAACUCUACCAAGUGAAGGGGAAGAAGAACAUCCGUGCCACAGAGCAGGCGCUGAGCUGGGACAGUUUCAACACUGGGGACUGCUUCAUCCUGGACCUGGGCCAGAACAUCUUCACCUGGUGUGGUGCAAAGUCCAAUAUCCUGGAGCGCAACAAGGCGCGGGACCUGGCCCUGGCCAUCCGGGACAGUGAGCGACAGGGCAAGGCCCGGGUGGAGAUUGUCACCGAUGGGGAUGAGCCUGCUGAGAUGAUCCAGGUCCUAGGCCCUAAACCUGCUCUGAAGGAGGGCAACCCUGAAGAAGACCUCACGGCUGAUCAGGUGAAUGCCCGCACUGCAGCUCUGUACAAGGUCUCUAAUGCCACUGGGCAGAUGAACCUGACCAAGGUGGCUGAUUCCAGCCCCUUUGCCCUGGAGUUGCUGGUAUCUGAUGACUGCUUUGUGCUGGACAAUGGGCUCUGUGGCAAGAUCUACAUCUGGAAGGGGCAAAAAGCUAACGAGAAGGAGCGGCAGGCGGCCCUCCAAGUGGCUGAGGACUUCAUCUCACGCAUGCGGUACCCCCCAAACACUCAGGUGGAGAUUCUGUCCCAGGGACAUGAGAGCCCCAUCUUCAAGCAAUUCUUCAAGAGCUGGCAAUGAAGGUGGGCAUUUUGCUGCCCCCUACCUGCUGACGUGCUUGCUCUUCCUUCAGCUGCCUGGUCAGUGCUGAGGUGCCUUGGUGAUGCUCAAUAAAGGAGACAAGGACUGUC
This is a messenger RNA of Manis pentadactyla (Chinese pangolin), 1351 nucleotides long. RefSeq names its product capping actin protein, gelsolin like (gene CAPG). Gene Ontology annotation, cellular component: actin cytoskeleton; cytoplasm. NCBI's taxonomy places the organism in Eukaryota, Metazoa, Chordata, Mammalia, Pholidota, Manidae. Gene Ontology annotation, molecular function: phosphatidylinositol-4,5-bisphosphate binding; actin filament binding. The transcript has 10 exons. Bases 153 to 1241 code for a protein of 362 amino acids. The record is from RefSeq and is a predicted model, not a curated record. Gene Ontology annotation, biological process: actin filament severing; barbed-end actin filament capping; actin polymerization or depolymerization.